Clunio marinus is the source of this 336-nucleotide messenger RNA. The record is from the annotation of a GenBank genome assembly. Lineage: Eukaryota; Metazoa; Arthropoda; Insecta; Diptera; Chironomidae.
AUGCGAACCCACUCAUGGUUUUCAAGCUUUGUUGGACAAAGUGUUCGAAUGGGAUUAACACGAUUAACAGCUAAAUGGAAAGAAAUUCAUGUUCCCUUUCGAAAGGUGACGUUGAAAUUUGAUUUGACAGCACAUAGUGUAGAAUUACUGGCGACUUAUGUAUGUAUUUAUGCUAUUGAAUGUAUUUCAAGCGAAUGCUUUCAUGAUGGAAAUCAAUCUCUACGAUUAGUCAUAUAUAUUCAACCACUUCAAUAUAUUUACGACUUACGCAUUAUCAUCACUAGGAUCAAUACUAAAUAUGAAAUUUUUGCUAUGCUUGUAUGUGCAAUGGGUUAA